AUGACAAACGGCGUUCGACCUUGGUCUACCGCAGGAAUUGAGAAAAAAGCAGCAAAGGGUGGAUACAAGAAAGGAACAAUCGAGUAUGACAAUUUUGUUCAAACGAAUCUUGCAAAAGCCUAUAACAGCUUCAAAGUUCCAACGAUUGCAGGAUAUGUGAUCUUAGGUGGUUUCGGUUUGCUUGUUUUGGCAGUUGGUCUUUAUAGGUUGAUUUGCUUCCUGGCAAACAGGAGGAGAAAUGGAUUACCGUCAAAGAAAACAAAGCUGGAAAACGUCAUCCAAAAAAGUGUUACGAAGAAACCAUUUGUGGGAGAAAGACAUGCACAAGAAUAUGGAAAAGGGCUAUUCACCUUUCGGUCACCAUUACGAAUUCAUGUGAUCGUCCUUUUCUUCUUGUUUCUCGCAAACAUCAUUCCACUUACCGCAUUCUACCAAAUUUUGGACCCGGCAAAAAAUACAAGUUGGCCAAACAAUCGAUAUGCAGCUCAAAGCAGGUACUUUGCUGAUCGAUCAAGUGUAUUGGCAGUUGCACAACUUCCAAUCUUGUUCUUAUUGAGUGGUCGAAAUAGUCCAGUUGUCUUUGUGACAGGCUGUUCGUUCAACACACUCAUGCUUUAUCAUCGUUGGAUCGGUCGAUUGGUGGCAGUGUUGGCUUUACUUCAUGGUAUUGCCUACACAGCUUAUCUUGUCAAUUUGGGAAAGUACACACAAUAUUGGUGGAAAUAUAAUUGGUUCCCUUUGGGUCCAGUGGCAUUGAUUAUGUUCGUCUUUAUCAUCUUUACGGCACAUAGACCGGUCAUACGUAAAUAUGCUUACGAUGUCUUUAUCGCUGUGCACGUUUUGCUAGUAAUUGCCGCAAUUGCUACUUUGCAUUGGCAUGUUUAUUUGAUGGACAGUGCAAGUUGUCACGAUUUCAUUAUCUGGAUUUAUGUCGCAAUCGCCUUUUGGGCAUUCGAUCGAGCGGUAAGACUGCUUCGGCUAGUACUAUUCAGCUUUGACGUUCGGUUGAAAACAAAACAACGUUGGUCUGUUGGUAAGGUGGAACGCUUUGACAACAUCAACGUUUUGCGAAUCACAGUUGACCUGCCCGCACCCUCUUCUGCCUUGCACACUUCUGUCGCAUAUGCUGGCUCUCACUUUUACCUCUACAUGCCACAAAUCCAAGCAUUGACGUCACACCCUUUUUCGCUUGUGCAACAUCGGAUCACACAAGAUGAACAAGGUCAAUGCAAGGACCAGCUAGUAUUCUGCGCUUCCAUCCACAAAGGCAUCACGAGAGUAUUGAACGCUAAAUGGCAAAACAAAACCUUACCAAUCUUCCUUGAUGGACCUUAUGGCGUCAGACAUAACAUUUUAUCAUUCGAUGAUGUAUUCUUAUUUGCUGCGGGUAUUGGUAUCACACAUAUCCUUUCUUUGCUCGAUGGGGUUGUUGAGCCAAAUCCAACGAGAAGCAAAAACGUUCACCUUGUAUGGUGUAUCCGAUCGAUCGAAAUGAUGGCCGUUGCAAUUGAAGUCUUGGAGGAUGUUAAAGCAAGGUUGAAGGUAGGGGAAGCGCUCCAGCAUGUGAGUAUUUCCGUCUUCGUCACUGGUCAAGGCACCAUUCCAUUGCCUGUGUUGGAUAACGAGAAAAGAUCUUCUCCAUUGGACGAAAAGGCAGUCACGCCAUCAGGAGAUAUGACGAUCACCUAUGCAGGUACUACCUUAACAUCAAAUGAUGCAAUCAUGGCAAAGUCGAAUAAUACUUGCAUACACGAAGGGAAAGAAGGAUUGAAUUCUGAGAAUGAUCUAUUUGCAAGAUUGCAAAGAAUAGCAGGAUCUCAUCCUUCCUCUCAAUUUGAACUUACGAUCAAUCAAAGAAGAGCAGAUAUUCAACAAAUCAUAAGUGAACAAGUUACUGGACAAUCGGCUGUAUUUGCUUGUGGAAGUGAUGUAUUUUUGGAUCAAAUCAGAAAUGCGUCUUUGCAAGUUGAUGCAAGUUAUUUCGAAGAGCCAUUCAGUUGGUGA
This is a messenger RNA of Meira miltonrushii, 2004 nucleotides long. RefSeq lists its product as uncharacterized. Gene Ontology annotation, molecular function: ferric-chelate reductase activity. The transcript has a single exon. Gene Ontology annotation, cellular component: plasma membrane. Bases 1 to 2004 code for a protein of 667 amino acids. The record is from RefSeq and is a predicted model, not a curated record. Gene Ontology annotation, biological process: iron ion transport; copper ion import; intracellular iron ion homeostasis. NCBI's taxonomy places the organism in Eukaryota, Fungi, Basidiomycota, Exobasidiomycetes, Exobasidiales, Brachybasidiaceae.